AUAAAUAGAGGCUUGUAAUAAUCUUGACGAAGUACUUUCAUUAUUGCGAAAAGGUCAUCCAGAUAUUUUCUAAGCUUCUCUCUCUCUCUUCUGGUUGAAAGAUGAUGGGAAACCCAGAGCAAAACCAUACAAGUUCUCAAACCAGAAGCUUCAAGACUUGGGUUUGGAGUUCCCCCCAGUGAAACAGAGCCUAUAUGACACUGUCAAGAGCUUGCAGGACAAGGGGCACCUUAAAGUUCCUACAAAACAAGAAGAAGACUCCAUUAAGAUCCAACAUUCUUAAGUAAAGCUUAUUAUGCGUGCUGCUAGCUAGGUGAAAGCAAUUACUCUGCCCCAGUCUUAUGAAUAAUGUGAAACUAUGACUGUAUUAGGUUGCUCGUGUAUUAUGAGGCUCAACUAGAUUACCAUGGACCAUCUCGAACUUGAUUUUGGUUCUUCCAUAUAUUUGCAGGAGGCAACAAUUAAUAUUAAUUAGUCAGUACUUUGAAGCAUUCUAAUUAAGAAGCUCCAAGAUCUGACUGAGAGGAAAUAUCAGUUAUACAGAUGUCUGAACAAGCCGUUGUGGAUAUUUGGCAUUCAGAGGCUGCCAAGGGGAAAGCUCAACGUGAAGGACACAGAUCAAGAAAAAUAUGGCCUAAACUAAAGGAUAUUCUUCGGUCUUUCCUGCUAAGUUGGUGGAAAACUAUAUUUACAAUCUCCUGCAUGCUUUCUGUCUCCGUGGAUCCGUUGUUCUUAUACAUUCCUGUCACCAAUGAAGACAUGAAAUGUCUCAGAUUGGACCAUAAUCUCAAGACAGUCACUCUUUUGUUACGAUCGGCCGUCGAUCUCCCAUGUAUAGUGAACAUCAUUUCCCAAAUUCUUGCUGUGAGGCCACGGCAGCGCCGGAGGGUUAAAUUAGUGGAGAUGGCUAAGCGGAUUUUAUGGCCAUACUUCCUGGUUGAUAUUUUAGCUGUUCUUCCCAUUCCACAUGUAGUAAUCCUUAUUUUACUUACAAGAACGAGAAAGAUUUCGAACCCGAAUGCGAGGAAGUUGCUAAACUCUCUUAUUCUAUUCCAAUAUUUUCCACGAAUUUUUCGCAUGUACCAAUCAUGUAAGGUCAAUAAGGAGGAGCCUGAUGAGGAGGAGGCUGAUAAGACUCGUUAUGGCGACCAUGGACAUCGAAUAUGUUUCAAGGUGUACAAGUUUAUCCUUGCGAGUCAUGUGCUCGGAGCCUUUUGGUACUUCUUUUCUAUUCAACGAGCUAUGGAUUGUUGGCAAUAUGCAUGUCGAAAAGAAAAGAAAUGUGGAGAUAAUACUUUUGACUGUGGUGGCAAUCACUCAUUUAAGAAUGUCACAUUUAUAAAUGAUUUUUGCCCCAUAAGUACACCAAAUCCAACACUCUUCAAUUUUGGUAUAUUUAUGGAGGCACUUCAAUCUAAUAUAGUGGGAUCAACGGAUUUUCCACAAAAGUUCUUGCAUUGUUUUUGGUGGAGUCUGCAAAGUCUAAGCUCAUUUGGUCAAACUCUCGAGACCAGUACUUAUGCUUGGGAAAAUCUCUUUGCGGUUUGUAUCUCUGUAAUUGGAAUGAUACUAUUCUUAAUAUAUCUGAAUGCAGUUUUGCAGUUCGUAACUACAACAUCGGAAAGACACAAGAGGGAAAUGAUAAGUAAGGAGGUAGAUUUGUGGCUAUUUAGAAAAGGCCUGCCUAGCAAUUUGAAGCAAGUGAUCAUGCAUUUCAUGAUACAAAAACUUAAACAGAAGAUAGAUGUUGGGGUGGAUGAUAUACUCUCUAUUCUUCCUUCGACACAUCGUAAAUACAUCGAGCGUUUUCUUCGUUUGGCUAUCCUUAAAAAAGUGCCAAUGCUUCAAACUAAGGAUGUAAAAAUGUUGAAAGAAAUAUGCGAGCACCUCCAGCCGGUGCACUAUCCUGAGGACAUUUGCAUUAUUGGAGAGGGAGAGCGACUAUCUAAGAUGAUUUUCAUCACAAAUGGCACUGUACAGACAUACAAGACUAAUGGUGAAGGUGGAAGAAUUGGUUCCAAGUUUCUUGAGAAAGGGGAUUUCUAUGGAUCAAAAGAGCUUCUCAAUUGGGCAUCAAAGUUGAGCUCUUUCGACGACUUACCAAUCUCGACCAGAAUGGUUAAGCCUAUCAUGAAAGUCGAAGCCUUUGUACUGAGUGCGGAGGACUUGAAGAAUGUAGUCCGUAAGUUCUGGUGGCAUUUCACCAAGGACAAGGAUCUAACUGAGUUCAGCGAGCCUGUGUUAGAGGAGCUAGCAUUAUCUACCAUAAAACAAAUCCGUCGCAAAGCGAAAAAGAAGCAGGCAAUUAGGUCCCUCAAUAAUCAGCUGGCCAUGGGUAGGCCAAGUAUGAACUUGCAACGGGUCGUCAGCAGGGCCAUGUGGGAUCAGCUACCGUCUCCGGUUCAGUCUCCGGCUCAUUCUCUAUAAGGCAAGGCUAGCUAGCUCGUUGGGUUUAGUAUAUACUCUAGUCUCCGGUUCAUUAAUGUUUCUUAGUUUAUGAUAUCACAAAUGCUCACUUAACUUUCACAUGUUCGACAUUUUGGUUACUUACUUUUAAAUGUAUCACUUUGGUCACUCAAUUCUAACUAUGUUAUUCACUUCAGUCACUUUGUUAAUUUUUUUCAUUAAAAAAAAUUAUUUACCAGAAUAUCAAGGAUAUAUUCAACCAACCAAUUGUGAAAAAUUAAGAAAUCUGAAUUGGAAUGAAUGAGAUAAGUGAUUAAAGUGAGCAAAAUGUUCAUUCGGUGACUAAAGUGAUUGAUAGAGUAAUAGUUGAGUGAUCAAAGUGAUAUAUUUGAAAAUUAAGUGACCAAAGUGUCGAAUGAAUCAUGGUUGAGCGACCAUUUGUGAAAUUCUCCCUUUAUGAUCAUUUGUGAAAUUCUCCCUUUAUGAUAAUGUUUUAUACAACAAUAAUAACUCAUUGUAACAAAGGAAAAAUUGUUCUUAUGGUAAAUAAUAUCCUCCGCAGAA
Messenger RNA from Rosa chinensis, 2970 nucleotides. RefSeq names its product cyclic nucleotide-gated ion channel 1. The record is from RefSeq and is a predicted model, not a curated record. The transcript has 9 exons. NCBI's taxonomy places the organism in Eukaryota, Viridiplantae, Streptophyta, Magnoliopsida, Rosales, Rosaceae. Bases 544 to 2427 code for a protein of 627 amino acids.